GUCUAGGCUGUUCACAUGGACCUAAGACAGGAAACCAUGGUGACGACUUUGCUUAUGAUGGUGCAAAUGUAUGCAAUUACGAUGGCAGCAUUAAUCUCAUGGUACAUAAUUCCCACUUCACAACGUACCAGGACAACUGAGAAGAAACAAGAGGAAGGAUUCUUUCUUUAGUGUGCUACACCGAAAUAAAGUUGCUGAAAUAUCCCAGCGGUAGUUAUAUGGUGUGUAAUUUUGUUCUUUUGGGUUACUGAACUGUUCAUUCAACACACUGCAGCACACGUGGAGGUCUGGAGGAUAUUCAAACUAGUUCCACUGACAAGAAGUGAACACUUGCAAGGACAAGAGGAAGUGCGCCGUUUCCUGGGUUCGUUUCCUGCAUGUGAAGAACACUUCUUAGGGUGUUUCCUUUCGCUCGUCGCUGAUAUGGAGGACCAUGCACUGUAUUCUGCACCACCCACACCAUUACCAGCGGAUUCCUCUCCCUCACCAUCACCGGUAUCAGUCAGGCCUAUGUCUAACACGGAAUCCACGUAUAAAUUGUCAGAGGCUGACCUGCCAACCUUUGUGAAGUUAAGAGCAUCUAACAGGGCCCUUUUCACUGGGCGAAGAAAUUCCUCAAAACUCGCUUGGAGGACCAUUUUAAAAGAGAUGGGUCUUCAGGGAAAGAUGUCAGCCUGGCAAGCAAUGAAGAAAUGGGACAACCUGAAAAACCGAUACAAGGAACUGAAGAAUCCACCACCCGGGGUCACAGUGCCACCUGAAUCAUGGCGCUGGUUCAAGCUGAUGGACGAUGCCAUGGAGGGGAGGCUAGAGGGCAGCGCAAAGGUGUUAUCCAUCACGUCUGUCUUGACCAGCAACGACGACGAGUUCCUCCCCAGCAAGCGCCCCAGCAGCAAGCGACACAGGGGAGUCGAGGGAGAUGAGGAGGCAACUGGCAGCCAACCUGAGCUCCUGUUAAACGCCUACGACUUGUGGGGCAGUGGCGUCACGGGAGAUGUGGUGCAGGAGAUGGAGAGCGACAGGCGGGAUAUCGAGCAGGAGAGGGCGCAGCUGGACAGCGACCGCGCGCUGAUGGAGAAGGAGCAUGAGGUGCUGGAGCGUGAGAGGAUGGUGCUGGAGCGCGAGCGUGCCGGCCUACAGAGAGAGCUCGCCGCCCUGGACCGAGACCGGGCCGCCCUCGAGAGAGAAAGGGCGUCCGUGGAGAGAGACAGGGCACAACUGGACUGGAAGAUGGCCCAGCUUGAGAAGGAGAGAGCAAAGCUGGAGAGAGAAAAGAUAGACAUCCACAGAGACAGAACAAACGGCGGAACAAGCACACCAGAGGAAAUCAAAGAAGUGGAACUUGAUGCAGAACAGCUGGAGAGGAGGCAGAGGUUCCUCGACUUGUUUGAGAAACUCAUAGAGAAAUUCUGAUUCUCUAAAUCUAAGUCUUUUUUCUUUUUCUAAUUAUAAUAUUUAAAAACUCUAAAACCAAGCUAGGCUAAAGGUACUAUAGGGUGGAGUGAUUGUUACUCUCAAGUUCUUAGCUCAUUUAACAGUUUUGUUAAGGUGCCCUGCCACACAUAUUUCAUUACUUUGUGGUAAUGUCUGAAGU
This is a messenger RNA of Alosa alosa (allis shad), 1594 nucleotides long. RefSeq lists its product as uncharacterized. Bases 424 to 1413 code for a protein of 329 amino acids. The record is from RefSeq and is a predicted model, not a curated record. The transcript has 6 exons. NCBI's taxonomy places the organism in Eukaryota, Metazoa, Chordata, Actinopteri, Clupeiformes, Clupeidae.